Messenger RNA from Cutaneotrichosporon oleaginosum, 1911 nucleotides. RefSeq lists its product as uncharacterized. The record is from RefSeq and is a predicted model, not a curated record. Gene Ontology annotation, molecular function: protein binding. NCBI's taxonomy places the organism in Eukaryota, Fungi, Basidiomycota, Tremellomycetes, Trichosporonales, Trichosporonaceae.
AUGCCGAAGCGGCCUCGCUCCCCCGACGCGCGCCCGUCCAGGCGCAAUAGGCUGAGGCUGGAGGCGGAUGCGGACACGGACGCGCACCUGGCUCCAGAGGUCCCGUCCGCCCUCCGCCCCCUCUUCGACCUCGACGAGCUCUUCCUCCGCGUCCUCGCCUACCUGGGGCCAGCCGACCUCGCGCGCGCGCAAGCGGUGUCGCGCCGCUGGGCGGCUAUUGCUGUUGACCCACAGCUCUGGAAGCGCAUCUACCUCGCAAGAUACCCGCAUCCGCACCACCACGUGCGCGUGUCGCGGAGCACACGCAGCACGCGGAGUGCGAGUGGCACCAGUGGGGGAAACACGCCACUGCGCCCGCUCGCGCGCCUCCCGAGCCGCGCUUUUCCACCGCCUAGCCCCUCGCCAUCGCCGGCGCCCGAAGAGUGGGAGGUUGCCGAGGCGCGCCACGACGGCGUCGACUGGAAGCUGAUGAUGCGGCUGGGGACGAACUGGUCAAACGGCGCCGUGCUCGCAGAGGCGCGUGUCCCCCUCCCGCCCUCACCUGCCUCCCUCACGCGAGAAGAACCAGGCGACGCGCACGCGCAACACCUCGCCCUCUUCCCGAGCUUCAUCUGCACGUCCAACCCCGCCUCGCCACUAGUGCACGUCUAUUCCGCCCGCCCCGGCGCGCCGCUCGGCAUCAUCCCGCCUCCGCCGGGCUGGUCAUCUCCCCACCGACCAGACCACGUCACCGCCAUCGCCGCCGACCAAGCCGUCGCGUCGCGGCCGCGAGACGGCGCAGCCCUUCCCGCCCGCCUCGUCAUCCUGUACGCGUCCGGUGGCUUUGCAAUCGUCCGCCUCCGCCUCGCCGACGCCGACACACUCCAUUGGUCGCGUGAGGCAGUGUGGGCGCGCCGCGCCCGCCCACCCCGCCGCGACGCCUCGCUUGACGCCGACCCCGUCGUCCUGGCCAGCAUGCACCACCCAGCCCUGGUGACAUGCACGCGCGCCUUCGUGCUGUCCGUAUACAGCCUGGCGUCGGGCGAGCCGACGCUCCUCCGAGUGCUGCGUAGCGCCGUAAGCUUCCACCCCGCCUCGCUUUCGCUCUCGCCCGACGGCGAGCGAUCCAAAGAGGGAGGAACCACACGCUUCCGCGCAGCCCUGACGUACACGGCCCCGAUCUACCCCGCGUCAUGGACGCUCGCGGUGCAAGAGCUGCAAGUCGACAUCGCGGGGCGCGUAGCCCGCACCGAGCCGCACACCGUCGUCCCGUCCCCCGACUCGGCGUGGCCGCGGCGCGUGCGCCCGCUCGCGGGCGUCCGCCGCCCCGUCGGCGUCGGCAGCGACGGGCGGUGGUGCGUCCUCGCGGGCGACGACACGGUUGUGUACGUCUUCGCGCUGCCGCGUGGUCGGGGGACGAUCGCGCAUGCGCAGACGCUGCUUGCGCCCAGCGCGGGCGUCGCGUCCCUCGCCCUCCAGGCGGGCCGGUGCGUGAGCGGAGGCCGCGACGGGCGCGUCCUUGUUUGGGACCUGGAUGAGGGCGGUGAAGGCGGGGAGGGCGGUGAAAGCGAGGUGGGUGAGGUGGGUGAGGCGCGUGUUGGCCGGAUCGACGCUGUCGAAGUCAGGCGACAUGGACGGCGCCAGCAGCCUAGGGCGGCGGGUGGUGGUGUUAUGAAGGAGAGAAGUGGCAGCGACGUCACGGAGAGCAGGGAAAGUCUGGAUGAUGCUCAGCUGCACCACCCUACCGCCAUCUCGCAUGUCGCCCGCGGGCUCUUUCUCGCGACGCCGCCUGCCACCCUCCCACCAGCCGAGACACCGACGGCUACAGACGGCGCAUCUGCGAUCCGCCAACUCGCGUUUGACGAGGAAAAGAUAGUGGGCCUCGUAGACGGCCCCGGGGGCGACAUCAUGCGUGUGUGGAGCUUUGGAUAG